ACGGGCGGGCGGCUCCACAGGGGGAGAACCUGGCCCUUGUCCGGAUUGCGUGGGAUCUACAAAGGCGAGCACAGGUGGAGGAGCCAGUAACAGCCAUGGAAGGGUAUGGGAAAAAUGCAAAUCCACUUAAAUUUCGAAUACCAAAGAAGAAAGCCAAUAUGCAAUCAGAUGAAAUUCGUAUUCAGUCCCCAUUGUCCAGACUCACAGAUGCCCACCAUUGGGACUACCCGUUGAAAGAGUGGAAGUUGGAAACUAGAAAUAACUUGUAUCACACAAACUGCAACAGAAAAAGACGCUGUGAGAAAUAUCACAUAAAUGAUGAUGCAACAACACUUGGGCAACCCAAAGUUAUGUUGACGAAUGUCCUGAAGACGGAAGUAGGAAGAAAAUACAUUAAGACACAUCCUAUAACUGAUGCUAAUUUAUCUCAUGUUGUCAAGUUGCAGUCAACUCAGCAAACCUCAUCAUCUGCUGACAGUAUAGAGAUAUGGCAAAUUUUAAGUUCUCCUCACCAAAGCCUUUUUAUAUCUAAAAGGCAACCCAAAGUUACCUUGACGAAUGUUCUGAGGACAAGAACAGGAAGAAAAUACGUGCAAACUCAUCUGUUAGCUGAUGCUAAUCUGUCUGAUGCUAGCAACUUGCAAUCAGAUGAAGAGCCCUCCUCAUCUGUUGCCAGCCUAGAAUCAUGUCAAAAAAUAAGUUCUCAACAAAGCUGUAUUUUAUCAAAAAGGUAUGGAAGAUUUCAUAGAAGGUCAAAUGACCAUCUUUGGAAACCCUGUAAAGAUAUAGAAAGUAGCAGUGCCGUGCCAACUCUAAGAAGAUGUGAUGUGGUGCUGGAAGACUGUAGCAUACAGAAUAAAGAAAGAGAGUGUCAAGACAGAAGAACAAAAGAUUCCAAGAAUGCCUCUCCUGGUUUAAGAGAAACAUGCUUUCAAAAUAAUGAAUGCAGAAAAAGAAGAGGUGAAGAUUUUUCAAGUCAGCGGAGUGUAUUUUCUCGAAGAAAAUCAUCAUUGCCUAGUAAAGAGCAGAGCACAGAACCAGUUGAGCCACCUGGUCAAGAACGUAACCCUCAGCAGGAAAACAUUCUUCAGUCUUUGGAAUUGGACUGCUAUGAAACUUUCACCACUGCUAAUCAGGAUACUGCUGUCACUUGUCCAGGUGAAAGCUGUUCAAAGAUUUCUCCCAAGAGAAAGCAGCACUCUGUCGUCAGUAAAGAUGUCCAGAUUUCACCCCCAGUCAGUUCUCCUAAAAAACAAGAAGGGAAUACAGCUGUACCUUCGGAAGAGCCUGGGACUAUAUUGAAAAAGAAUAAACAGAUGACUGAGUCAGCAGAGCCAAUUGUCGUUUCUAGUGAUGAAGAAGAAAGUGCUGAAGCAAAAUAUACAAAGCUCUGCCUCCAGACUACGAAAGGACACUUACCUGAGAGUAAAGAAACAGAACAAGGAUAUGUGCUACCUUUGUCAGAAGAACUGUCACAGGGUUUAAUUGAAAACAAGACUGAACAAGCUUCCACUGAAUCACCUACGCUUAAGGCUACUUCAAACUGUAUGACCAGUGAACAGGCAGAUUUUGCUUUAGAUGUCAAAUCUGCUGUGGUUUUUAUUGGAAAGUAUAAAGGAACAGCAACAGGUUGUAUCAGAUUUUCAACGAGUUACAUUAAGAUUCCAUUUGAAGCCCUGAAUAAGAAUGUGGACCUGCUCAUAGAUACUAGGCACUUUAAAAAAAUUGGUCUGUGGACUGACCAUAAGGAUUCCUCAACUUCAAGGAGUGAUACUGUCAUUUUUCUUUGGCUAUCAUCAAAUUAUGUGGAACAGAUUGAAAAUCAAAUAGGAACAUCUGUGCUGAACAAAAACGCAGUGAAGAGCACUGAAUUCCUUUUCCUCAAGCUGUCUCAGUCACUCACGGAAGGGGAGCAGGUCAUAUUGAACAAGAUAAUUUUGGAAAUAAGCAAGAAGAAUUCCACUCCAGAUCUCAUUGACUUUUUUCCUUGGAAACAAGCAGUUCUGUUGCUGCAAGAUAUAUCUGCUGAAGAAUGCUCCUUCUUUGAUGAUUGUAAUAUGUUGCUUCAGGAGCUAAAGAAGAGUACUACUGUUCUGGAGGAGCUGCAACCUCAGGAAUCAAAAUUAAGCCCCACAAAGCCCAGUUAUUGUCUGCUGCAGAAGCAAAGUGGCGGCAAGUAUUCCUUUUCAAUUUCAUCUGCAAAAGAGGAUGAAUGGAAAGAAUUCCAAGACACCAGACCUGUUCAGUGCUUGAUGGUUUAUCCUCCCCCACCUGCCAAAGGAGGACUGGGUGUCACAAGAGAAGACUUGGAGUGUUUGGACUAUGGAGAAUUCCUCAAUGAUGUGAUCAUUGACUUUUAUCUGAAAUACCUCUUGUUGGAGAAAGCUCCCAGAAAACUUGCUGAGCGGUCACACAUAUUUAGCAGUUUCUUCUAUAAAUGUUUGACCAGGACAAAACAGAAUUCAGAAGAAAAUCCAAAUCUUUCAUUGGCACAAAGAAGACACAAAAGAGUGAAAAGGUGGACUCGACAUACAAAUAUUUUUAAUAAAGACUACAUUUUUGUGCCUGUGAAUGAAGAAUCUCAUUGGUACAUUGCAAUAAUUUGCUUUCCUUGGCUAGAAGAAGUUGUUUAUGAGGACUGUCUGGAUCCGUGUUCAUUGCAGUCACCCACUCCCCAAUUUCCAGUUCAUCUAGAAACUAAAACUGAAACUGUUAGAACAGAAACUGUUUUGGUCUUCAGUGAUAAUCGGAAUGAUGAAGAAAUGGAUAUGAAUAGCCACUUGCAGCUGAAUGAUAAUGGCCAACCUGAAAGGCUGUCUCCAGCAUCGGGUUCCAUAAGUUCCAAAAGUUCCUCAGGCAGUUCUAAAAUCAAGAAGCUUUGUAAAAGGCCAUGUAUCCUCAUUUUGGAUUCCCUGAAGGCAAGUUCCAUACAGAAUACAGUUCAAGUCUUGAGAGAAUAUUUAGAACUAGAGUGGGAAGUGAAACUCAAGACCUGUCGUGAGUUCAGCAAAUCAACAAUGGUGGAUUUCUGUCCAAGAGUCCCUAAACAAAAUAACAAUAGCGAUUGUGGAGUGUAUUUACUGCAGUAUGUGGAAACUUUCUUCCAGAGUCCCAUCGUUAACUUUGAGGUUCCACUGCACUUAGACCGCUGGUUUCCUCGUCAGGCGGUGAGAAACAAGAGAGAAGAAAUUAGAGACUUGAUCCUUCAGCUUCACUUGCAACAGCAGAGGGGUAGCAAGAGCUAGCUGGACAGUUCUUCCAGUCUUGCUAAAGAAGACUCCCUUUCUCUGCCUACACACCUAAAAUUACUGGAAAUCCUUCCAGGAGCUUUUCUGCCUCCAGACUUGCAAAGAGAGGAACUGCAGAUCAUAUUGUUGUUUAUUUUGAAUAUACAUUUAACCUAAGGGUUUAAAAUUUUGAUUUGUAUUGCAAGCCAUUCUUGGGAAAUGGACAAUAUAAAUUGCAGCUGUGCAGUUUAAAGUAAAUAUUUUUAUGUUACUGAUUGGCCUUUUUAUUUGGUAUAUAAAAAGUGGCAUAAAUGGGAAUGUGCUACAAAGUUGGGAAAUAUUUUAGCUAAUUUCCGUCUUGCUAAAUCUGUAGAUUUUGUGUCUAAUCCUACAAAAGAGGGAAAUGUUACCAUCUUAGAGACGUUUUUAAGUCAUAGAGAACUCAUGUAGAAAUCAUUCCCAUGCCUAAAUCAGUGAAGUAUAAAUGCUUCUUGUCUACUUCUGGAAUUUUUUUUUCAGAAGUCAAUACCUAUGAAAACAGUUCUGUGUGAUUUUUUUGAACUCAAAACAAUAAUGUUGUACUGGUCCUGUAAUUUAGAAAUGUAACACAAGAGGGAGCAGUUGGGAAAAUAGUUCUUUUUCCACGUGCAUCUUGCUCUCAUAGACCAGAUUUGGAAGCCUAAUUUUUUUUUCUGCUAUGCAGUACUUGUGUAUAGUAUGAAUACUAUGUAUUUUAAUAAUAUAAAGUCAUAUGGUUUCUGCCAUACUGGAUACAGUAGUAUUUUACAUCUACAAGAUACCAUCCUGUUUCAACUGUGGCAUUUAUUUUGAAGGAAAGGAAAAUUGAUUCUUAGGUAUUUAAUAAACCUGUUUCUAAAAUAAACUUCUUACUCAGAAGUCACAACAUGUUCAGAGGCAUGUUUGGUUAGAUCAUGGAAUUUUCUCCGCCCUCCUCUAAGCAGCCUCCAAAGAUUCUAAACAGCUAAUGCUGUUAUUUGGGGGCAGGGGAAGCGGGAAGCCUUGUAGAAUAAAUUCUGCAAGCUACGAUGGGAUGUCAUGUGAUGGGUGAAUUAGGAAUGACUGGCAGCUCUUUCCUGUCUUCUACCGCUGCACGAAGCACAUUGCACAGUAGUCUAUUGAUGCAAAAAGGAAGAAGGGCACUUCUCACCAAUUCUCCUUCCUAACCCUUUCCCCACCAGGACCUCACAGCAUUUUGCCCAGAGGGCUCCUUUGGCCUCUGUUAUUGCAUUUUGGGGAGCUUGGAGAAACUGUUGAAGGAGAAGCAAGACAGGGAAAGAUCUGUUACUAAUUUUGGGGGAGAUCCAACCCAAUAUACAGUGAAAGGCUGAAUACUUGUGAAUUUUUAUCCAAGUGUUUAUAGCGAUAGGUAAAGUUAUUUGUGCCAGAAGUUCCACUGAAGUAUAUCUCUGUGGUGUGAAGUAGACUUGCAACUGAAGGCCAGAUUGUUCUUGUACUUGAUAAGCUAGAAGCACUGUCUGAAUAAAUAGUUUUCUGAAAA
Sphaerodactylus townsendi is the source of this 4746-nucleotide messenger RNA. It is a transcript of the gene SENP7, whose product is annotated as SUMO specific peptidase 7. Bases 96 to 3245 code for a protein of 1049 amino acids. The transcript has 24 exons. Gene Ontology annotation, molecular function: SUMO-specific endopeptidase activity. Gene Ontology annotation, cellular component: nucleus; cytoplasm. The record is from RefSeq and is a predicted model, not a curated record. Gene Ontology annotation, biological process: protein desumoylation. Lineage: Eukaryota; Metazoa; Chordata; Lepidosauria; Squamata; Sphaerodactylidae.